Molecule: messenger RNA, 2323 nt
Organism: Myripristis murdjan (pinecone soldierfish)
Lineage: Eukaryota; Metazoa; Chordata; Actinopteri; Holocentriformes; Holocentridae
Gene: pdhx
Product: pyruvate dehydrogenase complex component X
Exons: 11
Coding region: 51-1532 (493 amino acids)
Biological process (GO): pyruvate decarboxylation to acetyl-CoA
Cellular component (GO): mitochondrion; pyruvate dehydrogenase complex
Molecular function (GO): acyltransferase activity
Source: RefSeq, a predicted model, not a curated record
UUACUGUCAGGCACAUUCAUGGGCACCUCUCACCGAGCGAGGACGACAACAUGGCGGCCUCCUUGCGUCUGGGUCGUCAGGGAAUAUUAUUUGGCCUCAGAUUAGCGCAUGUAAAACAAUGUUUAUGGACGUCACCGUCAUGGCAGGAGCAUGUCAGGCUCUUCUUUCAGUCGCCGUGUUUUCUCGGUGUCACCCCCCUGAAAGUGCAGAUGCCGGCUCUCUCCCCCACCAUGGAGGAGGGAAACAUAGUCAAAUGGCUAAAGAAGGAAGGUGAGGCAGUUGCGGCAGGCGAUGCCCUCUGUGAGAUUGAGACUGACAAGGCUGUCGUUACCAUGGAAUCUAAUGAUGAUGGUGUCCUGGCAAAGAUCUUGAUGGAGGAGGGCAGUCGUGGUGUGCCACUGGGCACUCUCAUUGCCCUCAUGGUGGAGGAAGGGCAGGACUGGAAGCAGGUGGAGAUGCCCCCUCCAGAAGCUGCACCCUCCUCCACAGCCCCAGCUGCUGCCCAGGUAGCCGCUGCCCCGGCCGCAGCCCCUGCUGCUCCCUCUCCACCAUCUCCACCAAAACCAGCCACCUCAGGACCGUUACGUCUGAGCCCAGCAGCAAGACAUAUUCUGGACACCCAUGGUCUGGACCCUAAAUUGGCCACACCUACAGGGCCAAGGGGACUUAUCACCAAGGAAGAUGCACUGAACCUUUUGAAGACCUCGCCUGCACCCAAAUCAACUCCCGCCAUGACUGCCGCAGCUGCCCCGAGUCCUACACCCACGCCAGCAGCUGUCCCACCGCCUCCAGGAGGCAGACCCAACAUACCUCCACUCUCUGUACCAGGGAAACCAGGAGCACCGGGCACUUUCACAGAGAUUCCAGCCUCAAAUAUCCGCCGUGUGAUUGCUCAAAGACUGACACAGUCCAAGACCACCAUCCCCCAUGCUUACGCCACUGUUGACUGUGACAUGGGUGCAGUCUUACAGCUCCGCAAAGACCUGGCCAAAGAACAGAUCAAAGUGUCUGUGAAUGACUUCAUUAUCAAGGCAGCUGCUGCUACACUUAAAGAGAUGCCAGAAGUGAAUGUGACCUGGUCUGGGGAUGGCCCCCGAGCACUUGAUUCUAUCCACAUCGCAAUCGCUGUGGCAACCGAGAAAGGCCUCAUCACCCCCAUCAUCAAGGAUGCUGCAAGCAAAGGAGUCCAGGAGAUCUCAGCUAAUGCUAAAGCACUGGCCCAGAAGGCACGCGAUGGAAAACUUCUACCUGAGGAGUACCAGGGAGGCUCGUUCAGUAUAUCUAACCUGGGGAUGUUUGGUAUCAGUGGCUUCAGCGCGGUGAUCAACCCUCCUCAGGCGUGCAUCCUCGCCGUGGGAACGUCCAGGGCCGAGUUGCAACUCUCUGAGGAUAACGAGACCCUGCGUACGCAGCAGCUGAUGACCGUCACCCUGUCCAGUGACGGACGCCUGGUGGAUGACGAAUUGGCCUCACGCUUCCUCGAUAAAUUCCGCGCCAACCUGGAACGACCGCAACGCAUGGCCCUGGCCUGAAAGAUGAAGAGAGAAAGCGGAGUGAGAAAGUGGAGAGAGAGAAACACCUGCAUGAUGAAGCCUAUUUAAUGCCUGCCAAGGCAGAGGUCUUAGACAGUCGAUUCCAGUUCGUGUAACUGUUACCAUUGUCAUUGCUUGGCUCGCAAGCUAGUGGUACUCUUGUACGUCGUGUAUACUCUUGUUCUACUUCCUCUGCCGCGGCUUGCUUUAACAGAUAACCACCAGGCUUUGUGAUGGAGGAGUGAACCUGGACUGCUGCUGGAGUGGGAGAGGUCUCUAGCAGCAGAGAAAGAUGGCAUAGCAGGGUUUAUCCUACAUAGUGGGAGAUGUUCUUUUGCAGUGGUGGCUGUUCUCCACCACACUACCACGUCAUGUUUGUAUAUAUAUAAAGUUAUUGUUCCAGUCCAAGUCAUAUUUUUAAAUACCAUUGCAUCUGCUCUGUCACAAUGAGUUGAUACCCCACAUGGAACAUGUAACAAAUGGUGCUGUACCUUUGUUUUAGUACGCAACGCCUAAGAUAUUUAUUACAAGACAUCGGCUGGACAUUAACACGUUACUGAAUGUCCUCUUGACCUUAAACUCUGCCUCCUGCUGCACUACGAAAAAAAAAAAUCCAACAGAGCUCUUAAACAAAUCAUCCAUUAACGUUAAUAUGCCCUAAUUUAUUUAAGAUGAAACAUUGUGACAUCCUUUGAAACAAAUCUUGCAAGUUCAUAUGUACAAAAAAUAAACACAGUAGAUAAAUUGUUGGUGUCUGUAGAUGCCAAUAAAACAGCACCCUAACUGUUCAA